GUCAAAAGGUAUACAUCAGAACACAUCGGAAGGAAAGUCACAGACGUUAUAAUAAAAUAUAUUUAGAGUAAUUAGAUACUCUAAAGUCCUGCCAUUGACUGCAAUUGUCGUUGUUGCCACACGAGCAGGACAAUAUGAAUCCACUCAGUUCAGAGAAGGAAACAUUGAUGGAUGAAAUCGAAAAGAGUUUAUGGAAUUUAACUGAGGACAAUUUACGCGACAUGUGUGAACGCUGUGGAAUGGAUGGCUCUGAAAUUAAAGGGAUGAAUCAUCGCUUAUUAAGGCGUAAAGUCAUGGAGGAAAUGUGGGACAAUACGGAGUCAAUGAAAUCAGAGGAGCAGGGAAUGUCUUGGUUAGUCCAACUGAAAGAGGACAUCAGGAGGACACAGGAGGAGGGUAGCAGUGCACUCAUGAGUCCCGGCCAAUCAGAGGAUGUAGACCGCAAUGAAGAACACAACAAGGGGGACGGGGAUUGGUUGCCUAGCAACGGACUGACAGCGGAACCCUCGCAUCCCAGCCAAUGCGAUGAUGAUGCUGUCGACUGCGAUGAAGAAUGGAAUGGAGAGGGAGGAGCUGGGUUGCUUAGCAACGGACUGGAGGCGGAGUCAGCUCCAGAGAGCCACAGUUACGACAAGCCUCCACCACCCCCCUCCCCUCUCCCAGAGUCUCCAGGUCGUGCCUCUCCCGGUAGCGCCUUAUUGUGCGGUCUGAAGAGGGUGUCUGUACGCCUCGACGACUGCAGGAAGACACCGGGGCAGAGUAGCCAUAUAAUACACAAGACAACACAGACGGGAGAGAAACCCCACAGCUGGUCUAAUGCUGAACAACACAAAACCCUCUCGGGAGACAGGCCUGGCUCCCAUAUCUGUGAUCAUUGUGGGAAGAAUUUUGUCACAGCUACAAAUCUGAAAACACAUUUACUGUGUCUGUCUGGAGAGAAACCUUACAUGUGCUCUGAAUGUGGAAAGAGAUUCACGCAGGCCGGCAAUCUUAAGAGACACCAGAGAACUCAUACUGGGGAGAAGCCGUUUGUUUGUCCUCGUUGUGGGAAAGACUACAAUGAUUCUGGAAACUUAAAGAAACACAUGAGGUCCCAUGCUGUUAAACAACACACAGGGAACCCCAAAGUGAAACCUUACCUCUGCUCUGAUUGUGGGAAGCAAUUCAUUGGAAAACAAAGCCUUGAAUAUCACCGGGAGGUUUUUCACACAGACCACCCUCACCGCUGUGGUCAAUGUAAGAAGAGCUUCAUAACUGCAGAAAGAUUGGAAUCGCACAUAAAAACAAGGCACCCGCCAAGUGACCCUCUGAAGAACCCACAUGUGUGCUUGGAAUGCGGAAGGGGAUUCCCUGUGGCCGCCAGUCUUAAAAGACACCUGAGAAUUCAUUCUGAGGAGAAACCGUACUCCUGCCCUCAGUGUGGAAACAGUUACAGUGAUCGUGGAAAUUUAAAGAAACACAUCAGAACUCACACAGAAGAGAAACCCUACCACUGCUUGGUGUGCGGGAUGAAAUUUCGUCAUACAAAAACAUUACAACGGCAUCACCAGGAGAACCACAAGGGGGAGACACUGGGUCCAAUCCACAGGCACCAAGACCCUCUUCCAUGCCCCCACUGCGGGGAGGUGUUCUCUACCAAGGCUCUUCUGAAGGAUCAUGUACGGACCCACCCUAGCCGGGUCCACUGCUCCCAGUGCGACAAGACCUUUUCCAAUAAAGGUAACUUACUUGUUCAUCAGAGGAAACACACUGGAGAGAGGCCUUACCUUUGCCCUCAGUGUGGGAAGAGUUUCUCUCUGGCAGGGAGUUUAAAACUUCAUCUCCGGAUUCAUGCGGGUGAGAAACCAUACUGCUGUACUUACUGUGACAAGAGAUUCACAAGGAAGGGCCACUGCAAUAGCCACAUGCGAAUCCACACUGGAGAGAAACCGUACCAAUGCCCUGACUGCGGGAGGAGGUUUGCUGACGGGAAUGUCCUGAAAAACCACCGGCGGACCCACACAGGAGAGAAACCGUUCCAGUGCCGCAUGUGUGAUAAAGCCUUCGCUCAGUUGACCAGUCUGAAGAAACACCAGGAGACACACAGCCAUAAUCACACUGUAAGAUAAAGCCUUCGCCCAGUUGACCAGUCUGAUGAAACACCAGGAGACACACAGCCAUAAUCACACUGUAAGAUAAAGCCUUGGCCCAGUUGAGCAGUCUGAAGAAACAUCCAGAGACACAAAUCCAGCCCGUCUCUGUCGGGAAUCGCUACGUACCACACAAUCAGUCCAUCCCUAAUGCUUACCCACCCUGUCUCUUCGCUACGUACCACACAAUCAGUCCAUCCCUAAUGCUUACCCACCCUGUCUCUUCGCUCCGUACCACACAAAUCAGUCCAUCCCUAAUACUUACCCACCCUGUCCCUUUGGCCCUCACCAUGUUGGCAGUUCUAGGGAGGGAUUUGGGACCAGGGGACUGAAGUUACCAGACAAACAGCUGUAAAUACAACUUUGUAUCUCCGACUUCCUCUCAUUAGGGGCCAUCGGAAGGCAUUGGAUCAGGUGUCUUCUUGAUCUCUGGUUGUAAAAGACUUGUCUUACCAACCAUGACCAGUUCAUUUUAAAUGACAAAUGUGGGUAUCCUGUUAGCCUGACAUCCCGACCUGUUUUGUGCUAACAUUCCACUCUCCAUGCCAUGUUUGGCAUAUCAGAAUGAGAAAAAUGGAUACUGUGUGGACUGUAAGCACAACGAGACUGCUACCCAGGCUAGUAUCUUGUAUGUCUAACAAAUAAUAUUUUUUUCUGUCUCAAACUGAAAUGAUUCUGCUCGGCUCCCCGUUCAAGUUGAGUUCACAUUUUAGCCCGGGAGUUUUUGUAUUAACUGUUGAUGUUUAGAUAUGUUGUCCAUUUGAAUUUAUUGCUGAACCACAACAAGAGUUAAUAAAAAUUAUGACAGCAA
Messenger RNA from Oncorhynchus masou masou (cherry salmon), 2940 nucleotides. RefSeq names its product gastrula zinc finger protein XlCGF26.1-like. The record is from RefSeq and is a predicted model, not a curated record. Bases 135 to 2108 code for a protein of 657 amino acids. The transcript is spliced from 3 exons. NCBI's taxonomy places the organism in Eukaryota, Metazoa, Chordata, Actinopteri, Salmoniformes, Salmonidae.